This is a messenger RNA of Penicillium maclennaniae, 1560 nucleotides long. Its product is annotated as aminopeptidase P family protein. Bases 1 to 1560 code for a protein of 519 amino acids. Gene Ontology annotation, cellular component: mitochondrion. Gene Ontology annotation, molecular function: metalloaminopeptidase activity; manganese ion binding. The transcript has 9 exons. The record is from RefSeq and is a predicted model, not a curated record. NCBI's taxonomy places the organism in Eukaryota, Fungi, Ascomycota, Eurotiomycetes, Eurotiales, Aspergillaceae.
AUGGCAUGCAGAUCUCUCGCCCGAGUCUGCGCGCAGUUGCGCCCUUCAUGUCGCUCUAUCGUAUCGUCGCGUGCGAGCCUUGUCUCGAGCAGAAUCCCUCGGAGGGCGUUCGCUACCUCCGUUGGCGCCGCGGAGCUCAAAUUCGGCCAACCGCUGCACGAGACACAUCCCCACCUCCUCGAACCUGGUGAACUUACACCCGGUGUCACCGCUCUUGAAUAUGCCCAGCGCCGCUCGCGACUCGCCAAUAAGCUCCCCAAGGGCGCAAUCGCUGUCCUGGCCGCCUCGGAGGUGAAAUACCGCGCACCGGGAAUCUUCAAUGUUUAUCGACAAGAGUCCAAUUUCUUCUAUUUGACAGGUAAGAGCCCGCCUGACAACCUUGCAACGCCAUGCAGGGAUAUGAGCUUAUCAUACACCUUUCCACGCGCAGGAUUCAACGAGCCGAAUGCUCUGGCAAUUAUCGCAAACGAUGGCUCCGGCGAUAAUCAUAUCUUUCACCUUUACGUACGGGAAAAGGAUCCUCAGGCGGAGCUUUGGGAUGGAGCGCGCUCCGGCACCCGGGCGGCUGUAGAUGUCUUCAACGCCGACGAGACUGGCAAUAUCGAGCGUAUUGGAGAUAUUUUGCCCAAGAUCGUCACCCAGGCCACCGAGGUCUACUCUGAUAUUCCUGGCUUCGAUCCAUCCAGGUCUUCCUUGCACCGAUAUCUUUACGGCCCUACAGUAGCAUCGGAGAAGUUGAAGAAGGUUGUUGAUCACCGCAAGGUUCAGCCCUUGAAACACAUUCUCAACGAGAUGAGAGCUUUCAAGAGCGAGAACGAGGUGGUGCAUUUGCGUCGACUUGGACAGGCUUCCGGACGUGCAUUCACCGAGUCAAUGCGCCAGAAUUUCACUAUGGAGAAGGACUUGUGUUCGUUCUUGGAGUACCAGUUCAAGGUGAAUGGUGCGGACGGCAGUGCUUUUGUGCCUGUUGUAGCCGGUGGCCAGAAUGCUUUGGCUAUUCAUUACACGAGGAAUGACGAUGUUCUCCAGGACGGUGAUUUGGUUCUUGUCGACGGCGGCGGUGAGCUUGGAGGCUACAUCUCCGACAUUACCAGGACAUGGCCGGUCAACGGCAAAUUCACAGACCCCCAGCGGGAUCUAUACAACGCUGUACUCAAUGUUCACCGGUCCUGUUUAGCCCUCUGCCGCGAGAACGCAAAUCUCUCCCUGGACAAGCUACACGGCAUUGCCGAGAAUGGCUUGAAAGACCAGCUUAAGCAGCUUGGAUUCGACCUGUCUGGCAACGCCAUCUCCACAUUGUUCCCCCACCAUCUCGGCCAUUACAUUGGCCUCGAUGUUCACGACUGCCCCGGCUAUUCUCGAGGGUACAAUCUUAAGGCUGGUCAAUGUAUUACGAUUGAACCCGGCAUUUACGUUCCUGACGAUGACCGAUGGCCUGUACACUUCCGCGGCAUUGGCAUUCGUAUUGAAGAUAGCGUCUGCGUAGGAGAUGAGCACCCGAUUGUGCUGACACCCGAAGCCGUGAAGGAGGUCGUUGAUAUCGAGGCACUGCGUCCUUAG